GUGCGCGAGCAUCGGUCUUGCUGAUCUUUCAACGGCGAAGCGCGGUGGCUGCCACAGACAGCGGUGGAUCGCCAUCGCUGAGGUUCAGGCAUGUCAUCAACCCUCACCUCCAUCGCGCAUUGGCCAUCCACCUCCGCCGCCUCAGGCUCGGAUGCCUCCCACUGGCAUGCAUCGACGAGCCGCUCUGCCAUCCAGCGUCCGAACCAUCGCUCGCCAUUAGGCUCCGCGCCUCACUCGCCUAUUCUGGACGCGAUGCCAGACGGAGCCGGUAGGCGAGAUGUGCGCUGUGCCCCAGGCCAUUCCGCUGGCCCCGGGCGAUCAGGAAUUCAGGAUGCGCAGCAUUGGCACCCCAGCAACGACCUCGAUCUGCAUCAUCUUGCUGUUGCAGGUGCCAUCGAGGCAGCUGGGUACCGAAGUGGACAGUCUUCGGGUCGUGGGACGCCUAGGCUUACUAGUCCAAGCCUGCGGUCACCGCAAAUAGACUUUCCGGUCGACGAUGAGGCCGCGUCGCCAGUGUCGACAGGCACUCGAUCACCGCAUCGAACACGUCGGCCGGUGAGCAUGAGCGCAACAAGUGGGCCCUCACGUUCGGGCAGCAACUCUUCCAGCUCGUCUCGAGACCAGUGGUGGGAGAAUGUGUUGCCACCGGGUCAGCUUGCCGAGCGCCUGCGUCGCGCGCAGACCUCACAGGCGCAGAGCGGACAAGACAGCGAUCAAACCGUCACGCAUGCUGGUGCAUCUUCUCUACAAAGAUCAAGUCGCACGUUGUCGGAGAAAGCGAUUUGGUCUGGACUCGCAAAGCUGGCGCGCACAGCAGGUGACCCCGAUCACCUCGCUUCAGACCACGGCUACCCUGAAGGUGCGUCGCGCAAGUCAGCCACGAUUGGUCCUGGAGUCCAGCGCAGUGCGUUGCGUAGGCCUCGCGUGACGGCCGCAGGCAGCCUCAAGACGCACGGAAGCUCUCGAUCCGAUGUCGGCGAGCUAUCUCCCAGCGACGGCUCCACCCUCAGUGACACCGCUAGCCGGCAAAGCAGCCCCGUGGAACCAAAUGAAAGCGCCAGUCGUCAAGAGCGCAGCCCUUCGCUGACUUCCUCAGGCGAGGACCGGCUGUCAUCCUCUCCACGCUUGGGAGCCCUCCAAGCGUCGCGGGUUGGCUACGGCGCCUCUGCCUCCAACGCCGCGUACCACCAGAAAGGCCGCACUAGUCAAAAGAGCUUCUCGAGAAGCACCAGCAAUCGUCGCUCGAGAGUGAUGAGCGAGGAUGGCUUGGGCUUGACAUUUGCCCAAGAGGCGAUGCGCAUGGGACCAACCGCUGCCGCUCUGGCGCGUUCCAGCAGCGACGAAGGGAACGAGCAAGCUGGGCGACUCGCUCCCUCGCCUUUUGUGGAAGAUCAGGCCACACGCCACGACGAAACUUCUCGAUCACUCCUAUUUCCUCUUAGGUACCUUUCUUCCACUCCUGACAUGAGCUCAGAGGAGGAUAAGUCGGACUCGAGCAGUCAUCGUCAUUACAGGUUCCAGCAGACGCCUUCGAGCUCCGGCACAGUAACGACUACAACGACGCGCGUCACUCGUACUCGCACCACGAGUGUGGCGAGUUUUGCGGACGACAUUGAUGCAGUCGACCGCGCUUCUGAUCUGCGACCGGUCGAAGAUUCAAAAGUUCGCCGAAGGGUGAGCUUCAGUCUGGACAUAGAGCCUCCGGCGGGACGAAGCGUUCCUCCAAGUCGCCGCGGAUCCCUCACGAAUGUCAAGUCCUCACUUAAACCUUCUGCGAGCGUGCCCAGCGGCUCAUUGCUUGCCGACGGCGCCGUGGCAGCCGCCGCUGCAGCUGCAAGGCGCAGACGUAACGAGUCAACAUUCGACAGCUUGCCGCCCUCUCGCACCUGGUUUGCGGGUCUAGACCACCGACCUAGCAGCGGGCGUCGUCUUCGAACUGUCUCUCGCGAUUCCUUUGGCGCGAGAAUGCCCUCUUACUCUGCUCCGUCGAGCCCCCGGCUGUCGGUGCAUCUGCUGGACGCGGAAAGACCCCCGCACCAUUUCGAAGAUGAACAGUCUGACGACACUUUUCCGUUUUCACGCGGUCAGCGUAGCUUCGCUGCUACUUCGCUCGACCAAGGAGGCCCCAUGCCCGACAUGGCUGUAUUGCAUUCGCUCAACAUAGCGCAGACUCAGCUGGCCAGCGCGGGAAAUCUUGCGCUUACCUUGACGCGACAACUAUCGGCGCCCUUGCGACCAGUGUUGCACGUCACGCUCUUCGUGAGCAUUUCGACCAUCACGCUGAUCACCUUGCUCGGCUUCCUUUGCGCGUCGUACAUCCUCUCUGUCUGGGACGACCUAGGCUCUCGCAGUCGGAGCGUGGGAAGAGCUGCUGGAGACGCAAGGCGAAACAUCGAAGGCGGUCUGGGAUGGGGACGGCGGAUGCUUCUCGGAACUCAUUUGGCAGUAGAGGAAAACUCUGCCGGCUCGUCUGAGGAGACUUCUGAUGCAAAGUUACACCAAACUACUACAACCCACGCACCUCGAGCCAAGACCUCGCCUUUGUUCUCUUCUCCCUUUGCCCUCGCCUUUCCAUCUCCAGCAGCUUUUGCAGCCAAGUUGGCUCCUUCAGCUUUGGCCGAGCGCUUGGGUGUGGAAGUAGACUACCAACCCCGGCGCCGCUCGUCUGGCACCCCCGUCUCGCCCGACUUCUCGAGCAGCUCUGGGUCGACUUCUCGCCGGGCUUCUUCCGUGUUCCAAGAAGAGGACACGUACGACAAGCCAAGGCGGCCAAGGUCCUCCACGCCACCUCUGCCACCGCGUCCACCGCUAUCUCAUCUGGUGCCUUCCAUUCUUCUCACCAUCUUGAUCGCGCUAUUUGCCAGCUUUACGUCGUACUUGACAAACAAGCGCGCUGCGGAGGCGGCCAGUCAAGGUCAAAAGCACUUUGGAACUGCAUCUUCAGAGCCUAUGCCAUCGCGCAAACCUCGACCCGGUGGUCACAGCUCAGCUGCCGCAACGUCGCGAUCUGGCUCCUUUGGCAAGUCAGCAGGUCGCCGUCAUGCAGCACAAGCCGGUGGCGGAUUUGACAUUUACAAUUGAGAUUUCUGAGCGCGCUGCAGCACUCGUCGGUAUCUUGAUGCAGUUGCACGCUUCAGCAAAUCAAGGGGUGUUCGAGUAACAAUUGCAAGAUCUGUCCACGUUGUUCCAGCGCCUAUGACCACCCCU
This is a messenger RNA of Ceraceosorus guamensis, 3207 nucleotides long. RefSeq lists its product as hypothetical. The coding region runs from base 91 to 3081 and encodes 996 amino acids. The transcript has 2 exons. NCBI's taxonomy places the organism in Eukaryota, Fungi, Basidiomycota, Exobasidiomycetes, Ceraceosorales, Ceraceosoraceae. The record is from RefSeq and is a predicted model, not a curated record.